AUGAGGGGAAAACAAGGCAGAGCAGAAGAAGAAGAAGAAGAAGAAGAAGAAGAAGCAGAGGAGGGUUAUGCUUGGAGUGAGUUGCCCGGGGAGCUAUUGGCUCUAGUCGACCAAAGGUUGAUUAAAUUACGACACCGAAUCCGCUUUCGAGCAGUUUGUAAAAGAUGGAGGAAACAAUUGGCAGAGAUGCAGCCUAUAUUGUUCAAUCAAUCAUCUCUUUCGCCGUUGCUGAUGUUACCCUACUGCGGCAGCAGUAGCAAUAGCAGUGACUGCGAAGAUGCUGAUUGUGGUUGCGGCAGCCAGGAACAAGGCUGGCAAUGCCGUCUUUUCCUGGACAUGGCGGGCAACCAGUACCACCACAUUGAUUUCGCGCAAGGCUUCGAGAAAAUCUACUGUCGCGGAUCAGCAUUCGGAUGGCUGUUUAUGUUGCAGCACAUCCCUCUGUUACUAAACCCCCUCACUGGGAAGCAGAUCCCGCUCCCUCCCAUUUCAUCGUUUCCGGACAUGUUGGAGUAUAACCCGGAACGAGUCGGCCAUGAGUAUUUGGUCCAGUAUCCCAACGGCUGGAAAAUAGGAGCAGGCAAGAGAUAUUUGGAGUCCAUGUACAUGGAGAGGGUUGUAAUGUCAGCUGAUCCCGCUACUUCAAAGGAUGACUGCAUUAUCCUGGCCAUCCGGAAUAACAGUAAUACACGGUUAGCUUUCUGCAAGCCCGGAGCGGACAAAUGGACAUUGAUUCCCAAUCCCGAUGGCCACCCAUCGAUUUGCUUCAGGAACACUGUGUUCUGGAGGAACCAAUUCUAUGCCGUGGACACCAAGGGCAAGGUGCUGUGUUGUGAUCUAUCCAAUGAUGAUGCCCCUAGGAUGUCCUUUUUGGCUGCAGAAUUUGAUAUUGUCACUCAUACAUUCUACUUGCUCGUUGGUCCAGCAGAUGAGUUGAUGAUGGUUACCAGAUCCUAUGGCUAUGAAAGAAAUGAUAAUGCUGAUGAUGAAGAUGAGGAUUAUGUCGAUGAUGAUGAGGAUUAUGUUUAUAAUGAUGAUUAUGUCGAUGAUGAGAAUUAUGUCGAUGAUGAUCAACACAGAGAAGUCGAUAAUCGCGAUGUGAGCGAUGACGACAGACAACUUGAUCCGUUGGGUAUUGUUUACUUAACUGAUCUCGACUCAGAUGGUGAGGAGGAAAGUUUUCGACCUAAGAAUUAUUGGACGACAGGUUUCAUGGUUUACAGGCUCAAUGAAGAUACACACCAAUGGGAGCAUGUCCGUGACAUUGGUGAUUUCGCCUUCUUCCUGGGUUUUAAUGCUCCUAUAUGUCGCUCUACCAAAGAUCAUCCGGGAUUCAAAUCGAAUUGCAUCUACUUUACAGAUGAUCAUUCAAGUGGACACAGAAGACGGAGGUUUGGAGGUCAUGAUAUGGGCAUUUACAAUCUUAGGAACGGUUCUGUUGAAUCCAUUCUCUCUUCUAACUUAUACAAACAUACUUUGAUUUGGCCUCCACCCUUAUGGAUUUUACCUUAA
Linum tenue is the source of this 1512-nucleotide messenger RNA. The record is from the annotation of a GenBank genome assembly. Lineage: Eukaryota; Viridiplantae; Streptophyta; Magnoliopsida; Malpighiales; Linaceae.